This is a messenger RNA of Drosophila rhopaloa, 652 nucleotides long. RefSeq lists its product as uncharacterized. The coding region runs from base 83 to 508 and encodes 141 amino acids. NCBI's taxonomy places the organism in Eukaryota, Metazoa, Arthropoda, Insecta, Diptera, Drosophilidae. The transcript has a single exon. The record is from RefSeq and is a predicted model, not a curated record.
CUGCCAAGCAGUCACAGCUCGCUCUGUCAGAGAUUUCAAUCGUUAUAAAAUCUCAAGAAAAAUAAAAAGAUAAAUAUCUGGAAUGGAGAGCCAACGUAAUAACGUCAACCACCGACGCGGAGCUCGUCCGAGCGUGGGCUAUCUGCUUUUCCAGUACCAGAGCGAACUGACCCGCCGUCAUGCGGAACCCACGCGGCUGUCCCGCACCAAGAUCCACAUCAUCGACGGCCUGGUAUCCCGCACCAUCCGCCACAUGAAGCACUGCAGCAUGGAGGACCUGAAGGCCUGCAAAAGGGAGCUCGUCUACAAGGAGCAACUCCGCGAUCAGCUCAAAAACAUGCGACGCAAACGGUCCUCCUCCGCCAGUAACUCCAAGAGUAGUGAUGACAACAAAUCCAACACCGAACCCGCUGUGAGUGUCAAGGCGCCAAGUACUCCUCCGAAGCCCCGAUUAUCCCGUGGUGGACCCGCCAAGAUGGACAUAAUUGGUCCAGAAAUCUUUGUCUAAGUCUAACUUAGUCUAUUGCAAUCUUAAAUUCCCUAGUUUAGCACAUCAUAUUAGCUUAAUUGUUGACGAUUAAAAAUCAUAGAACAUGAUAUUGUACAUAAACAAAAACAUACUUUAAAAAAUAAGGAUAAAUAAAAAAACAUU